AUGGCAUUCCGAGAUGUUGCCCGGCUGGCUUCCACCGGUGAAGACACGCAACAGCCGUCCAACAACACUCGCACAGCCAAAGCAUUUAUACCAGCCGGUACGGUAACCAUGGCAACCUUCUCGACAGGUUCGGAAACCGGUGAGCGGGCUUUAACAGAUUCCGAAGAUACUACCAGAAACACCGCUCCAUAUUACCACAAACAACCUAUACCACACCCACAGAACCGGACCGGACCACUCGACAGCGCGAGAGACGGCGUCAACCACAAAUCCUCGUCCAUCUCACAGUCGCCCGUGGUUGCUGGCGAAGUGUUAAUGUCUGACUUUGCGAACGAGGUUACACUGGGGUGUACCAACAGUCUGUCCAGACGUGCGAUGCGAAGAGGGAGUGUCGGUGGAGGAUCGUUGCAUGGCCGGCGGGGUAGCAUUUCUUCUACCGA
Molecule: messenger RNA, 440 nt
Organism: Sphaeroforma arctica JP610
Lineage: Eukaryota; Ichthyosporea; Ichthyophonida
Exons: 1
Source: RefSeq, a predicted model, not a curated record